This is a messenger RNA of Prorocentrum cordatum, 3613 nucleotides long. The record is from the annotation of a GenBank genome assembly. Lineage: Eukaryota; Dinophyceae; Prorocentrales; Prorocentraceae.
GGACCAGCGAGACGCGCUGUACGGCUACCGCGGACAGCGCGUGGGUGAGGCGAGCCACCCAGGGCCACCGCACAACGACGCUGCCCCAGCCACGCCGCCGCGCGGACGCUCGCAAGCGGACCUGCCCGAGCCAGCGGGCGAGGUUUCGGGCGAAUCUGCGCCCCGGCCGGCGGAAGCCGAGACUCCCCCUCGAGAGCUCUUCGGUUCGCCGGGCCGGUCUCUGUCGCCGCUGCCUGCCGGACAGAGCCACUUCAGCGCCGUGUUCGGACAGGCGCCUGCGGCCGAAUGGGGCUUGUCUGGGCUGUUCGCGCCGCCGCGGGAGACAGCCGAACGCGCGGCGGCGGAGGAGCAGCAACAGCCGCAGCAACCACAGCAGGGGCCGGACCCCCAGGAGCCGGAGCAGCCAGAGGCCAGCGAGGUUUGCUACAUGUGCCAGGAGCCGCUCGACGACUCGAGGGUGCAAUGGCCCGACUGCGGCCACGUCCCCCACUGCUUCCACGCAGCCUGCCUGGCCCGGUUUCGCCCUCUCCGCCGCGGACUCGCACACCUGCGGAACUCGGGCGGCGAUUCCAGCCGGGUAGAGGACGCAGCGUGCCCGCUCUGCAACCACAGGUGGGGCGACGGCCCGAACUCUGCCGCGCGGCUCGCGGAGCUGGCGGGCCACCUUGGGCGCGGCGGGGGGCUACCUUUCCGAGGGUGCCGCUGCCUGCCUUGCCGGGGAGUUGCAGGCGACCCGAGUUCCGACGAGGAGCGGGCCAACCGGUACCGAGGGGGGCCCCUCGUGCUGCCGGAGGGGCCGGCACCGCACGCGAUCGCCAUGUGCCCGCGCCACCCGGAGCGACCCUUGCGAUGGCGGCACUCGCGCGGGCCAGAUGGGCUGACGGGCAGCUGGGAAUGCGCCGCCUGCGAUGUCGCCCCGCUCGGUAGCGAGGUCCCGCCGCCGCUGGGCGAGAGGCCGCCGCAGUGCCCUUGCGGCCAGCCAGGGCAGGUCGAGUGGGUCGCCCGGGCCAGCGGGGACGCCAGAGGGCCUUGGAGGUGGCAGGGAAACUGGCUCUGCGAAAGCUGCGCCGCCACAGCGCUGCCAGAGCCAGAGGCCGCACAGCCCGAACGGCCGCCAGAGACAGGAGCAGGAGGCGGGAGCCCGGACCCACCGGCGGCGGACGGCCCACGAACCCAGUUCAGCGGCUGGUCGCCUCCACGACACGCGGCAGAGACCAGCCGCUACCUCAACUCCUGGAUGUACGUGCCGCUCCUCCUGGACGCCGCGGGCCAGCUUGACGUGCAGGAAGCCGCCGCGUGGCGACAGCACCCUGCUGCACACUGGUGGGAGAACGCCGCGGCGUUCCUCCGAGAGAGGCCGCGCGCCGACGUGUCCGCCUUCCGCGCGGCGGGCCCCCUGCUGCCGGAGGCUCUCGGAGACGGGCUGCACGGGGACCAACUGGGGCUGCCAGCGGUGGUAGGGCUCCUUGCCGACGACAGAGGAUACGUGCAGCCGAUCGCCCAGGACAUCGUGAUGCAGAUCUUCGGGGGGGUGGACUUCAUCCGCGCUGUGGAGGUGCAGGCUGACGCCUACAGGGCAUGGCUUGCGCGCGGUGGCGGAGGCGGGCGACGAAACCGGCGCCCGGCACAGUCUGCCUUCCCCGACGCCGCCUGGGCGCUUCUUGACGCAGUGGACUUGGAGGCCGAACUGCGCCGGCGGGUGCCGUGCAUCCGGGCGCCGCCGGCUUUCCUCCGCGGCCGCCUUCGCCAACUCUACCACACGGUCCUCGAGGAGGUCCUGCGCGCAGACGCCCUUCCUGGCGACGCCGACGGGCUGCAGAAGGUGAGGGCUUGGAAGCUCCUGGUCCUCAUCUGGCGCAUGCUGAUGCGACGGACCGCGAGCACUGGAGCGCCAGGGCGGCGAGAGCUCGAAGCGCGACCGGAGCAGUUCGAGGACGGCGAAGACGCGGUGGCGCUGGUCAGAGCAGGGGGCCUCAGCAAGGCGCGGCAGCUGCUCGCCUCACGCGGGCUGGCGCCGGGCACGGCGGAGACUUUGGCAGAACUGCGGGACCCCGCCCGGCGACCGCCGAGGCCCGCCGCCGACUUGCCGCCUGCCGCCCGAGCCUUCCAGCCGGCUCGGCCCGUCGAGCUUGACCGCCGCAUCUGGACCGACUGCGUCCGCUCCGCCCCGAAAGGGUCUUCCAGCUCGCUGAGCGGAGCCAGCUUUGAAUUGCUCAAGCUGGCCUUGGACGAAGACGAGACGCUCGAGCUGCAAGCUGCCGUGGCGGAGCGCUACGCGCGGGCCGAGAUCCCAGCGAGCGUUGCCCGCGCCCUGGGCACAGGCCGCAUGACGGCGCUGCUGAAGGCCCACGACCGCGGGCUGCAGGAGGCGCUGCACGACCUCCUCGACCUCGACCCCGCGCCAGCUGAAGCAGAGAGGCUCUCCCGAGUGAGCUCGCUGCCGCUCGGCCUCGGAGGCCUUGGACUCAGAUCAGCCGCUCGCGCGGCCGAGUGCGCGUACUGGGCGUCUUGGGCGGACGCGCUCCCCAUGUUGCGACAAAGAAACCCUACAGCAGCAACGGAGCUCACCGCCACCCUCCUCGCCGGAACAGGCGCCGCAGCCUCGUGCCUCCAGGAAGCUGAGCGCGCGAGGGCUGCCGCCGCCCGCGACGGCUUUGCGACGCGCCCAACUUGGCAGGAGGUCUGGGACGGCGCGCGCCCUGAACAGACAGAGCCAGAGCCGGGCGAGUGGAAGCACGGAUGGCAGUACCACGCCUCCGCAGCCCGAGAGCGGCGCUACAGGGAGGAGGUCGUUCUCCCGAGCCUCACAGACGACCAGCAGUGCAUGCUCGACUCGCAGGGAGGCCGCUGCGGCGGACGGCACCUAGCCCUGAUCCCCUCGACGCCAGAAAGCACGUUCACGCCUGAGCGCUUCCGGGCACUGCUCCAGAGACGGCUCCGCUUGCCGCUGGACGCCACGGCAAGCAGGCCCACUUGGACGAGAGGCGACCACAGAGCAGCUUGCCCCCGCAGCGGACGCCUGCUGAAGCGCGGCGCUCCCAUCGAGCGGAUGUGGGCCCGGGUGUGCCGGGAGGCAGGAGGCCGUGUCCGCACCAACGUGUUCCUGCGCGACAUGAACCUCCCGGGCAUUGCCGCCAACGACGGGCGCCGCAUCGAGGUGGUGGCCAACGGCCUCCCUGCCUACCACGGCAGGCAGCUCGCCAUCGACGCCUGCAUCGUAUCCCCGCUGAGGGCCACCGGCAGGCCGAUUGCGCGGAGGCUCCGCCCAGGACUCGCGCUGAAACGGGCGAGGCGCCGCAAGCAAACGACUUACCCUGAGCUGGUGGGCUCGCGGCGGGGCUACCUGCUCGUAGCCGGAGCAGAGACGGGCGGCCGCUGGGACGAGGAGGCGUACAAGCUCCUCGUUACCCUGGCCCGCGCCCGGGCGAGGAGCGCGCCGGCGGCGCUGCGAGGAUCGCUUGCGACCGCGCUGCUGCACAGGUGGAGCGGCAUGUUGGCGUACGCCAUCCACGACGCCCUGGCCGCGAGCCUGCUCGAGGACGUGCCCUCUGAAACGCUAGCGACAGACGGGGAGAAUCCCUGGCGAGGGGACGUUCUGUCGGCGCUCCCCUGA